Messenger RNA from Medioppia subpectinata, 1083 nucleotides. Lineage: Eukaryota; Metazoa; Arthropoda; Arachnida; Sarcoptiformes; Oppiidae. The record is from the annotation of a GenBank genome assembly.
UCUGGAGCGUAUCAGUCAAGGGGUCCACCAAUGGAGCCGACGAGCACUGCGACCGUUGAACGGGUUUUGUCACCCAUUUCUCUGAGACUCAAACAAGAGAUGGAAAAUAUGGACAAAAGUCAGAGCACUUCUCAUCUAAGAGAUGACAGUCGUUGGACACCAAACGUUGGCAACAGUUUAUAUGAUCAGCAAAAGCGCCAAAACGAUUGGGCAGAAGAGGAGGAGAUGUAUAAAAGAAAAUACAGACAACUCCGGAAUCCGAGUCCCACUCCCGAAGACUCUCUGGACGUGGAAAGAGUGCGAAUCCAACAAAUGGCUGCCAUUCACGCGGGAAUACUUCAAUCGCCGGAACGACUCCCGAAAAGCAGUCGACGAUUAUCUCCCGAAUCGAGUCCUAAGCGUAUGCGUAGAAGAAGUCCGUCUCUUAGUCCGAGACGGCGCUCACCGCUAAGUCCUCGACGACGGUCUAUAAGCCCGCGGCGGAGGUCUAUAUCUCCGCGUUAUAGAGACCGUCGUCGGAGCCGAAGUCGGAGCCGAGAGAGGUAUUUGCGAAGUCGUAGUCCUAGUGAUAGCAGAGGUCGACGAAGAAGUCGUACACCAGAGAGAUGCCUGAGUCCGCGUCCAGUGGACAGACACGUGAAUCCAAUGCCCGGAUACCAAACUCUUAUGAAUCCUAUGGCAGUGAUGCACCCAAUGGGAGCCCAGGCAUGGAGUGCUCCGCCUAUCCAUCAAAUGACUCCGUGGCCACAAAAUGAGAUAAUAUACGAACCUAUCAUACCUUCAAAAGGAUCUCAAACCAAUUUAAUGAAAUCAUCAAAACCGGUGCCGAGAAAGAGCUUAUCAUCUAAUCUAUUGAAAGUACCGAUCGCUAGAUCUCCCGCUCAGUCCUCUCCCAAGAAAGGGAUUGACAAAAAGGACGACAAACUGAUUAAUCCAUACGACCUUUUAUUGGCGGAGAGGACUAAACUUCGGGAAGAGAUGAACAGAUAUAACAAGUAUUACGAACAGAAAGUUGAGGACCAGAACCUGAUUGUGGCCAAAGACGGCGGAACCGAUAGUUACGCGUACAGACAACUCGAUAAA